Messenger RNA from Thermothelomyces thermophilus ATCC 42464, 588 nucleotides. RefSeq lists its product as uncharacterized. Bases 1 to 588 code for a protein of 195 amino acids. NCBI's taxonomy places the organism in Eukaryota, Fungi, Ascomycota, Sordariomycetes, Sordariales, Chaetomiaceae. The record is from RefSeq and is a predicted model, not a curated record. The transcript has 3 exons.
AUGUGUCACUGGAGCUACUCCCACCACCACCACCUUCCUCCCUGCACCCAGCCGAUCGAGAUGGUGGUCAACUACAACUACUGCCAGGAUGCAGUCGCCGACCCGGUCACGGGCGAGGUUAUGCCGUGCAAGUACACCUAUUUUGGUGACGACGCGGCCAUGAUCAAUCAGGUGGACUACGACGACCCAUGCGCGACAGGAGGUUGCCUCAUCUCGCCCGCCUGCGAGUCCGGCGUCUGCCGGCUGGCCCAGCUGGGCGGCCGCUGGGCCUGCUGCCGGUGCGGCGGCCGCGGCAACGAGUACCGCUGGUGCCAGCACCGCCUGCGCGCCAGCCCGGACACCUUCUGCUACCACGUCUGCUGCGACGCCUGCCGCCCCGACCCCCGGGGCUCCGACCGUGACUCUGACCCCACUGCCACCCCCGGCCUCCGCUCUCCUGCUCCUCCUCCUCCUACGACGACGACGACGACGACGACGCCUGCCACUACCACUACCGCCUACGCCGCCGCCGGCUGCUUAUCCUCUCCCGGAUUCUCUUCCUCUUCUUCUUCGUCUUCAGCGUCUUCUAAAAAACCGAAGCGUAGGUGA